This is a messenger RNA of Sebastes umbrosus (honeycomb rockfish), 1731 nucleotides long. RefSeq names its product mitogen-activated protein kinase kinase 1 (gene map2k1). Gene Ontology annotation, molecular function: ATP binding; protein kinase activity. The record is from RefSeq and is a predicted model, not a curated record. The transcript is spliced from 11 exons. NCBI's taxonomy places the organism in Eukaryota, Metazoa, Chordata, Actinopteri, Perciformes, Sebastidae. Gene Ontology annotation, biological process: protein phosphorylation. Bases 216 to 1400 code for a protein of 394 amino acids.
UUCAUCUCCCGGAUCAUUCACAUCCACCCAUUAAGAAGAACAUCUCCAGCUCAUGACUGCAAGCACAGCUGUGUGUUAUUCUGUCAAUCUCUGUCGACUAACCUGACUGCUCCUCUUUGAUACCACAGCUCUGUCUCUUCCUCCUCCUCGGUGUUUCUCUUCUUUCUGCUGUAGCUGCUGAGUGUUUGUGCACCAGCUGGUUGGUUGUGUAUAACAUGCAGAAGAGAAGGAAGCCAGAGCCGAUCCAACUCAACCCGAUCCCAGAUGGAAACACUAUCAACGGCACUGGAGCCACAGAGACUAAUUUGGAGGCGCUGCAGAAGAAACUAGAGGAGCUUGAGUUGGACGAGCAGCAGCGGAAACGCCUGGAGGCCUUCCUGACACAGAAGCAGAAGGUGGGAGAGCUGAAGGACGAUGACUUUGAGAAGAUCUGUGAGCUGGGGGCCGGCAACGGGGGAGUUGUCUUCAAGGUCUCCCACCGACCCUCUGGGCUGAUUAUGGCGAGGAAGCUGAUCCACCUGGAGAUUAAACCAGCCAUCAGGAACCAGAUCAUUAGGGAGCUGCAGGUGCUACACGAGUGCAACUCCCCCUACAUCGUUGGCUUCUACGGAGCUUUCUACAGCGAUGGAGAAAUCAGCAUCUGCAUGGAGCAUAUGGACGGUGGCUCCCUGGACCAGUCGCUGAAGAAGGCAGGCAAGAUCCCAGAGCAGAUCCUUGGCAAAGUCAGCAUCGCUGUCAUUAAAGGGCUCUCCUACCUGAGGGAGAAACACAAGAUCAUGCACAGAGAUGUCAAGCCCUCUAACAUCCUGGUGAAUUCCCGCGGUGAGAUUAAACUGUGUGACUUUGGAGUGAGCGGACAGCUCAUCGACUCCAUGGCCAACUCCUUUGUGGGCACGCGCUCCUACAUGUCGCCGGAGCGCCUACAGGGAACCCAUUACUCCGUUCAGUCGGACAUCUGGAGUAUGGGUCUGUCCCUGGUUGAAAUGGCAAUUGGACGCUUCCCCAUCCCACCGCCUGAUGCGAGGGAGCUGGAACAGAUUUUUGGCUUCCCGCUGGAAGGGGAAGCAGCUUGCAGCGAGUCCUCCCCAAAGCCACAGCCCCCUGGGCGACCAGGCAGCUCAUACGGACCUGACAGACCACCGAUGGCUAUAUUUGAGCUGCUUGACUACAUAGUCAAUGAGCCUCCACCAAAGCUGCCUGGGAUAUUCAGCCCGGAAUUUCAAGACUUUGUGAACAAAUGUUUGGCUAAGAAUCCAUCAGAAAGAGCAGACCUGAAACAGUUGAUGGUGCAUUCUUUUAUCAAACAGUCCGAGGCAGAGCAGGUGGACUUUGCUGGCUGGUUGUGCAGCACCAUUGGACUCAAUCAGCCUGUGACACCCACCCACGGUACAGCAAUGUGAUGCCCCCAUAUGCCAAGAUCCUCUGAUGACCGGGUGUGUUAUGGGUAAAAUGUAUCGGUUUAUACUAAAUGGGUUUAAAAGUUGUUGCAAUCAAUAGUUGUAUAUUUAGUGUACAAACCUACAUGCCAAGUGAAAUUAACGAUGUAUUGAACAAGUCUUUGGGCUACAUUGAGGCCUGCCUGAAAAGCCAUCUUUUUCUAAUGAUCAAAUGAUUUAAUCAUGACCAAUGCUGCUCAACCUGUGUGCUUGAUACUCCUCUCUGCCUUGUGUCUUUAAAAGCGCCAACAGUCUUUGUUAGCUUAUGUGAAAUAAAUAGUCUUGUGAAUCAAAA